AUGGUUGGCCUAGUCCCCGGAUUAGUCCUGUCUCUAGGCGUGCUCGUGGCCAAGGCCAACUUAUUUGGUGUCCGGGACGACCUCCAUUUUUCGCUGGAGGCUCGACAAGAAAAUAGAGAUGGUUCCCGCCCGGUGUACAAGAAUCCCAGGGCAUCAAUCGAAGCACGGGUGAAUGACUUACUCCCUCGUAUGACGCUCGAGGAAAAGGUCGCCCAAUUAAUUCAGGGCGAUCUGAAUGGAUGGAUGAACAUGAAUGAUCCGUUGGACAAUACCCUGGUGUUCAAUCAGACGGGCUUAGUCGAAAUGAUGCGCCAAAAAGGUGGCUCGAUAUGGGGUGGCUACCUCGUACCCUACGAGAAAUUCGUCUUUGCCGUCAAUGUUGGACAACGCUAUCUAAUGGAAAACACUACUCUGGGCAUCCCUGCCCUGAUACAGUCAGAAGGUCUACACGGUUUUACCAAUAACGGGACCAUCUUCCCUUCGCCUAUUGGACUCGCUGCAACAUUUGACACUGACCUCAUGAAGAAGGUAGCUAGUGUUAUUUCGACCGAAGCUGAGGGGCUAGGGAUCAACCAUAUCUUUGCACCUGUGUUGGAUCAAGCUCGAGAGCUUCGGUGGGGUCGAGUUGAGGAAGGUUUCGGGGAAGACCAUUACCUCACUGGCGAGAUGGCCCUAGCUUAUGUGGAAGGGCUACAAUCCGGCAAACGUCGUAAUGCGAGCACGACGGCAGUCGCAAGAAUGGCUGCGACUUGCAAACACUUUGCUGCUUUCGGGAGUCCUCAAGGAGGCUUGAACCUUGCCCCGGUGGCCGGCGGUGAGCGUGAACUUCGAACCGUACACCUACGGGCUUUUGAAAGAGCGUGCAUGGAGAGUAUGACCAUCAUGACGGCAUACUCAAGUUACGACGGUAUUCCUGCUAUCGCGAACGAUCAUCUCCUUAUUGACAUUCUCCGGAAAGAAUGGGGCUAUAAGUAUUGGGUCGUCUCCGAUGCUGGGUCCGUCGACCUUCUAAUUACCCUUCAUGGUACAUGUUCCACGAGAGAAUGCGCAGCUAAAACAACGCUCGAGAAAGGCUUGUCCGGGGAGAUGGGCGGUGGAACGUAUACAUACUUGACAUUGCCCGACCAAAUCAGAGCGGGACAAGUUGACAUCAAAGCGCUGGAUGCCACUGUGAAGUAUAUGCUUCGCACCAAAUUCUCUCUAGGUCUUUUCGAAAAUCCUUACCCGUACGAGGACUACCUUUCAUUGCUUCGCUCUCCCGAGUCGCAGGAAACCCUUCUUGCGUCUGACCGCGAGUCCAUUGUCUUGCUCGAGAACCGCCAAAACACACUACCGCUAUCUAAGAGCAUUGGGUCCGUCGCGUUGAUCGGCCCUCACGCCGAUAGAGUAUCAUUCGGUGACUACGUCUUCUUCAAUGCCACUCUUAACGGCGUCAGCCCACUCGCUGGGUUCCGCCAAGUUCUCGCAGACACCCAAGUACAAAUCAAUUACGCCGAGGGCUCAAAACUUUGGUCAAAUGACCGAUCUGGAUUUGACGACGCGGUGAAUGCAGCACAAUCGUCCGAUGUUGCGAUCGUUAUAGUGGGGACGUGGUCAUUGGACCAAACCCUCCUAUGGACGCCGGGUACCAAUGCAACAACUGGAGAACACGUCGACGUGCACGACCUGGCGCUAGUCGGUGCGCAACUGGAUCUUGUGAAAGCCGUGGAGGCAACAGGAAAGCCUACCAUAGUUGUCUUUGUCAGCGGUAAACCCGUCGCGGAGCCGUGGAUUCAAGCUCACGCCGAUGCAGUCAUUCAGCAGUUCUACCCCGGGGAGAAGGGUGGAUUGGCGCUAGCCGAGAUCGUCUUCGGAGAUGUUAAUCCAUCAGGUAAAUUGCCAGUGUCUUUCCCUCGCGAUGUCGGGACAACGCCAGUGUUCUACAAUUACUUGAAGGGAAGCCGGCCUUUGGAUCCCGGGAGUGUUCUCGAUGACGGCACACUUCACUUCGGACACCAAUACGUUCUCGAUAGCCCAAUACCUCUGUGGAGCUUCGGACACGGCUUGAGUUACACCACAUUUAGCUACUCCAACGUAGCAGUCUCGCCGUCGACUGUUAGUAAGAACGGCAAGUUCACUGUCAGCGUUACCGUCAGCAACACAGGCGCUGUGGCCGGAAAGGAGGUGGUUCAGAUUUACGUUACCGACCUCGUAGCGUCGGUGGUCACGCCAAACCAAGAACUUGUUGGUUUCCAGAAAGUGGACAUACCUGCUGGAGAGUCUAAGACGGUUUCGAUUGACAUCCAAGCAUCGCAAUUGGCUGUGUGGUCGCUCCGCAACACUUGGGUUGUCGAACCGGGGCAAUUCCUCGUAAAAGUCGGCACUAGCGAGCAGAGCUUUGCAAAUGCGACGCUGACAGUAAAUUAA
Messenger RNA from Pleurotus ostreatus (oyster mushroom), 2406 nucleotides. RefSeq lists its product as uncharacterized. NCBI's taxonomy places the organism in Eukaryota, Fungi, Basidiomycota, Agaricomycetes, Agaricales, Pleurotaceae. The coding region runs from base 1 to 2406 and encodes 801 amino acids. The record is from RefSeq and is a predicted model, not a curated record. The transcript is spliced from 16 exons. Gene Ontology annotation, molecular function: beta-glucosidase activity. Gene Ontology annotation, biological process: glucan catabolic process.